Molecule: messenger RNA, 458 nt
Organism: Drosophila ananassae
Lineage: Eukaryota; Metazoa; Arthropoda; Insecta; Diptera; Drosophilidae
Product: single-pass membrane and coiled-coil domain-containing protein 4 homolog
Exons: 2
Coding region: 147-323 (58 amino acids)
Source: RefSeq, a predicted model, not a curated record
UUGAUAUAUUAUCAAACCGAACUACUUGUUGAUGUUGAUGUUGUUGUUUUAUAUAUACAAACCCACGCGUCAAAACUCUACACGUCACCAGGUCCACCGGCGAUCUAUGUAAUUUGCGCCAACCAGCUACAUAGCCUAUUAAGGACAUGCGUCAGCUCAAAGGGAAGGUCAAAGAGACGAGGAAACAGAAGAAGGAGCGCAAGCUGGACAACUUAGAGAUCCAUGCCAAAAUACGGACAGUGGUGUUGCCCGCCGUUGGAGCCCUGGCGGUGUUUCUGGUGCUAUUCGUCUAUCUAAAGACCCGGCCGGCUGUCCUGGCCUAAAGAACGAAAUCUUAUACUGGAUCGUCCAAAGGAAGUGCAAUUCUAUCGAUGUAAACGGGGUCCACGUUUAUACAUACAUACUUAUAUGUACAUUGUAGCUGUCAUUUUAAAAUUAAAUGUUAUUUUGCCAACUUA